GUGUGUGGCGUGUGUGCUCGAAAUCAGUUUUUUGCAAAUCGGCUCUCAAAUCUUACCUCGCGUUUAAUGAAUAACAGGCGAUCCUGAGGUGCGAUUUAAAAUUCAAAUUGGUUUAUGUUCUCGAGUGUGUUGGUAAAAAAAAAUCGUGGUUUUUUUUGAUAAUCAAAAGUACUUUUGGGACUGAUAGAGUGCGGCUGGUGCUGUAGUAGUAGAGCCCUUGGGGUGACCGCACGGAGAGAUGAAAUCCAAUCGAGUUCAUCCCUCGCGGAGCAAGCGCAGCCGCUCGCCAUCCCAGGAGUCCUUCGACUCCACCCUCACGUUCGACAGAGAGACAGGGUGCUGCGAGGGCGGCUGUCAGCGCUGGUGCACACAGCGCUGUGUGUGCCUGCUCCUCAUCUGCCUGCUGGUGGUGGCGGUGGUGGCGGUGGCCGUGGCGCUUGGGGUGGUGUUUGGGGUGCCGAAAAUCAGCGGAGUGAACCGCGAGUGUCAGACGACGCUCAACCAAUCGGGAUUCCUCUGCGACGACCGCAUCACCUGCAUCUCGCCCUCCAAGGUCUGCAACCAGCGCUCCGACUGCACCGGGGGCGCUGACGAGAGCACGCAGUACUGCUGUGAGUGCACUUCGGACGCCGCGCCACAGUCGGUCGCGGCGACGCUCGUGCCAAAGCUGACCCAGCCAACACCCUCCCGAGUUCCAUCAUAUUCCUGUGCGGGGACGGGAAGACGUGGACGUACACGGACAAGCUGUGCGACAUGCACAACGACUGCGGGGACUGCUCCGACGAAACAGCGUCGCAGUGCCCCGUGUGUGGCGGGUGGCGCUGCGCCACCGUCUUCUUUCAGGACUGCGACUGCAUCCCAACCACGCGCUGCAAUGACUCGGUGCAGGACUGCGUGAACUGGAGCGAUGAGUUCAAAUGCUGAGGGCGGCACCCCACGGUGGAGUCGCUGUGGCCACAGCCAGCUGCGAGGUCAACGUGUCUCACCAAAGGUCAUUUAGGAGGUCAGGGGCACAGCCAUAUCUUAGAACGGUGGUUCUCAACCGGGGGCAUGGGGACCCCUGGGGGUUACGUGUCAAUGUCCCAGGGGGGUAAGUGAGUUGAACUGUGUGAAUCGAUGUCACACGUUAGAGUCAUUGGUGAAUAAUCAUGUAUGAAUCUGCCAAUAUGAAAUAACUACGAUCAAAUUGAAAUUCGUAUGGUAACCGAGAACGAUAAAAACGACCUUUAGAAACUCAUAGAUCGUAAACAAUGCGCGAGUUUCCAGCGAGCGCGAACAAAUUACGUCAUGCAUGCGGAUUGCCCGUUGAAUUUUUUUUUAUUCGCUUGCAACUACUAGCCUAGUUAUAAUACCUCACAAAAUGGAAAAUUGAUGAAAAUAUUGAUGUUCCUUAUUCAUACAUUCUUUUCUCAGAACCAUGUUGGGGUCAGGCACGGGGGAGUACUGGGUUGAAACAAAAUUCAACAAGGCGGGUGGGGGGGGGGGUGCAGUCGCCAAACAAGGUUGAGAACCACUACCUUAGAAGUUGGGUGGUGUUCAGCGAAGGGUGAGAUUACAGAUGGGAUCCCUGGCAAUUGCUCCCCCACUUCGGAGUUCUACUGCACUUUAAUUACAAAUUAAAUAUAUGCCAACGACAAGCUGCUGACUACAGUAUCGAGCCUAAUGUCCGUGCACUACUGUGCAAUAGAAAGGGUCUGUCAUCAGCAUAAUUGGCAUUUAUUUCGCCUUGUUGAAAGGCGAAAAACCCGGACUAAAAAAAAACACAAUUUUUUUAUUAAAUGUCACGGGUUGUUUUUGUCCGUAUUCUUGUGUGGUUGCGCCCCAACUGGAGGUCACGUUGGUUAUACCGCAUCACCUGCUCUUGUUCAAGCACGUUGUACACUAUUCCUGUCAUCAGGGCCGUCCCUAGGUGGGUGCAGGGCCCGGGGCAAAUCACAACCGACUCUUAAAACUAAAGCGAAAAUGUUAUAUCUGACACCCGUGACGUCAAAGCGUGGAGGCCCCCCAAAAGUGCGGGGCCCGGGGCGAUCGACACUAGGGAUGGCUCAGCCUCUCGUUAAAACCCAGCCUGCAGCUCCGCUGCGUUAGUGAGUUGCGCUUCCAGCAAAAACUCUGGGGGAGUCUGCCUGGCUUUGUGUCUUCAACGAGAUCCCACCCAUUGUGCCACCCGAGUGCAAUGGUAGCAAGUCCAACGGUAAUGUGCAUUCCUGAGACGACAGCGAUGGAGAGAGCACUCUGUCACAUUUUCCUUGGACCGACUUUGAAAGAAGAAUUAGAAGAUACCACCAGGCUCCUUGUAAUGACCGUUAAAUAUGAUCUCAUUAACGACAACCGCAGCUCGCUGCUCCCUGAGCGGUGUGCCAAGUGUCCAUCAAUUUGAAUUAUAUGCCAAGCUCCACUGGGUAAGAAAUAGGUGAACAUCCAUAUGGUAAUAAAGCGCGAAGUUUACAUCCCUCUGUCAAUCCGCUGUUGGACGAAAUGCAUCCCCGCACCGUGUCGGUCACGUGGGUUGUUUGACCAUGCUUCACCGUACUGGUCAAUGCAGCGCCAGGUCAGAUGUUACUCGCCACUUAAGUAGAAGUGAGGUGACCAGGUUCAAACCACUGCGCCAGUGUUUUCAAUACAGUAUUAUAGAUCUGUAGCUCUCAUAAGAACGUUUUCGUUUUAGAUCAUUGUCGUUCAUGCAAACGUCUUCUCGCAAUCGCUGAAGAGGCACCGACAGUCAGGCGAUGCUGAGCCGGCGUUAUCAACAAUCGCCCCAGCUGUGCAGUCCUCUAUAUUGCUCUUUGGCUCUUUCGGUAAAGUCACAUGGAAAGAAAAUACAUUUAAUAAUAGAAUACGACGUUUCGAUUGCAACACAAGCAAUCGUCAUCAGGUAAGAAUGAAUGAGAAAACAAAGCUAGUAAAUCGAUAUUUGAAGUUUUCGUGACUGCAGGGAUCCAUACUCUUUGGUUCUUUCGGUAAAGUCACGUAGGUAGAAAAUUAAAUAAAUUAAAUUCAAUCACAAUUUAUUUCAUUUUAUAGCUACGUGACUUUACAGAAAGAACCAAAGAGUAUGAAACCAUAGUAAACUUAGAAAUGUAAUGCAAUACAACACAGAGAGUCGGCUAACACAACAGUCAACACCCUACCUGGUUGAUUUUAGUCCUCUAUAUAUUAAGAUGUUUUCAGCCAAUUAAUGAGUGUUUGUGCGUGUGGGAGGAAAGCAGAGCAGCCGGUGGAAACCCACGCGGUGCGAGGCGACGCAGAUACGUCUGGGGAUGUCACACAGAACUUUACUUUCUCCACCCUCGAACUGUAUUGCCUCUGAAUUAUAAUGAGCUGGAUAUUAUCGCUGAUGUGCCUGGCAUGCAUGCUGCCAUCGGUGCCACAGAUACACCGUCACUGCUGUCUAUAGAUUUGACAUUUUUUUGUAUUUUACGUGUGUGUACUAAAACUAUGCUGUAUUUACGAUUAUAAUCGGACAGUUUAAGAAAAGCUGAAUGAAUAGGGAAAAUGCGCCAAUACUAUUUGUUGGCUGUUGGGUUUUCAGUGAAGGCUCGCAAGAGUUGGUAGUGCAAGAAAGCAUUUUACAGCACCGUGAUGGUAAGAGGCCCAGACGAAUGGUGCAGUCGUAGCCGAAGGAGGCAACACACGUGCCCGACGGCGAUGGCCACCGUGGAGAUGGAGCGAAUGAGAUCGUGGAAUGCAGGAGCAAGACGGUUGCAUCGUGUGACCGUAGAGAGAAUGCCGAUAGCAUUGGGAUGGAUGCCUUCAUCCAACAGUCGAUAGGUUGUGGACGAUGAUUAACGAUGAUAGCACUUUACAGGAGAUGUGAUCUAACCCAGUGGUGUGGAUUGCAUGUUCACAACACCUACUGGAACCAUCAUAUGUGCACAAACAUGUGGUUACAAACGUUUCCUUUAUUUUGUCUGAUUUACAUAACUCUUAUUCACAACCUGUAAUACCCGCAAACAAAACUCCGAUUAUCCAAGGCCUCGUUUUUCGUACUAUCUGCAGUUAUCCGGGGGUUGUCCCAUUCUCUGUGGAACGGCUUCCAAUUAUCUGCCAAUGUUUCACGCAUAAGUGGAGUCAAGCAAGACAUAAUUACCCGCGAAUUAUGUGCGUUACCCACAGCUACUGGACCAGCCCUGUUUCACGGCAUGCACUUCAGGGAAACACUUCAUAUUUGUUUGGGGAUGAGAAGAGUUCAUUGGCAAAUGUAUCCUAUAAUUAUCUGUGGUUAUCUACAGAUGUUUAUCGCGGAUACGUGGAGCACAUUUGCAGAGAUACUACAGGAUCCGCGAUAUCCGCCACCACUUAAUCGAGGAUAAGAGAUGUACACCACUGUUAUUGAGAUACGUUUCCACAAGGAAUGCCAGUGGCAAAAACACCCCAACUCUCACCACUUUAUAUUUAGACCAGGAAGCGAGGUCAUAAAUGUCACAGUCCAUUCUUGCUUGUUUCUUCAUACGUUAUAUAUUGUAUAACAUCUUCCGAGUGUCAAAGCUGGAAUAUGCAAGUACAGUACUAGUCUAUAAAAUUGUAAAGUAAUAAAUUCUGUACGUGGUUUUUGUUACGGCAAUAAAAAAAAAUGUGUGUAGUGCUGUGA
Lethenteron reissneri (Far Eastern brook lamprey) is the source of this 4591-nucleotide messenger RNA. RefSeq names its product low density lipoprotein receptor class A domain containing 1 (gene LDLRAD1). NCBI's taxonomy places the organism in Eukaryota, Metazoa, Chordata, Hyperoartia, Petromyzontiformes, Petromyzontidae. Gene Ontology annotation, molecular function: protein binding. The record is from RefSeq and is a predicted model, not a curated record.